Medicago truncatula (barrel medic) is the source of this 1853-nucleotide messenger RNA. RefSeq names its product BTB/POZ domain-containing protein At3g49900. The transcript has 4 exons. Bases 174 to 1610 code for a protein of 478 amino acids. Lineage: Eukaryota; Viridiplantae; Streptophyta; Magnoliopsida; Fabales; Fabaceae. Gene Ontology annotation, molecular function: protein binding. The record is from RefSeq and is a predicted model, not a curated record.
UCAUUAAUACCCAUCCCAAACCAUAUUUAAUAUGACCUCCCAAAAACGUACUCCAUGGAAGAAAUACCAGUAGCUGCUGCACCAUUAUCAUUAUUAUUAUUCAGACAAUAUUGAAAACUGUGAUUUGUAGUAGAGUGUGAUUCAAUUCAAAGGAAUUGAAACAGGGGACACAAAUGAAGGGUUGGAACCAAAUUGGUGUCAUUGAAACCAUUUACGAGGAAGAACGUGAAUUCUCCACCACUUCUUCUUCUCCUUCACUUUCACCUUCUUCUCCUCCAUCACUUUACUCCAUAGUAAAUGCUUGGUCCAUCGAUUCUGGAUGUGAAACAGAUGUUUUGAUACGUGUAGAAGGAACCUGUUUUCGUCUCCAUAAGGAACGUUUCAUAUCACGAAGCUCAUAUCUAAAACGCCACCUAACAUCCCUCUCCGACUUCACACUCUCCCCACCAUUAAACAUAACGGCUUCAUCAUUCACAACCGUUGCAGAAUUUUGUUACAACCGUAAAAUCCAUUUAACACCAACAAACAUUGCAGCCGUUAUAACGACAGCAGAGUUACUAGGAAUGAAAGAAGGUGACAUUAAUCUACGUGACGUGGCAGAAUCUUAUUUUCAAAGAAUUGUUUGCAUGGAAGGGUUAACGGUUCUUCGUUCGUGCAUGGCUUUGUUUCCUGAAGCCGAAACCACGGCGUCUCUUGGUAGUAGAUGUCUUGAAGCAUUGAUUUGGGAAAACGAUGAUGUUGAUGAUAGUGUUUUGGAUUUCAUUGUGGAAAUGCAGCUGAGAGAUUUUCAAAUGGUUGUUUGUUCGUUGAAUGGAAGGUUGGUCAACCAUGAUGUUUUGUACAAGUUGGUCGAUCUUUAUCUCAAGGAAAACAAGCAUGGCAAAGUAACAGAAGAACAAAAAACAGAAAUAUGCAAUUCAAUAGAUUGUACUAAGCUCUCACCUCGUACCCUAGUCGAAUGUGUUCAAAACCCCAUAAUGCCACUAAGAUUCAUCGUUCGAGCAAUUCUUGUUGAACACCUCACCACUCGCCGCUCAAUCACCGAAGCAGCAACUACUACUACUACUACUACUACUACCACUAAUGCUCGACAACAUGUAGAAGUACAACGAACCUCACUUAGAGAAUUUCUCCAACUCGACACCACUCUCCGCCAAAAUGCACAACUUAAAGAAGCUAUGAAUUCAACCUACUCGCGUAUUCAAAGCCUUGAGAAAGAGCUUAGUUGCAUGAAGAAGUUUCUUCAGGAUCAUCAAGCUGAGGAUGAAAAGGAGAAGGAGAAAGAAAAAGAGAAGGAACAAAGCAAUAGUGUCUUGAAUUCAGAACGUUCCGCGAGUUUUCAUUUUGUUCCAGUUGAUGAAAACAGUAAAAUACAAAGAGGUGGAAGAGGCUCUAUUUCUUCCUCCGGUUUUGUGCUUGAUAACAUGAUCAAGAAAAAUAAUGAAAGUGUUAGGUACAAAUAUAACGUUGAUUCUUCCUUAGGAUCAUGUCAUGAAGAAAGUGUUACUCCAACAAAGAGUGGUACAAGUUUUCGCCAUAGGUUCAUUACUGGGCUCAAGAAUACUUUCAAGAUUUCAAAUUCUUCAUCAAAUUUGAAGGAUCACCAAUGACUGACUGAUUGAGAGUAGUGUUGCUGUUCAUCGGAGAAUAUUCAAGCUUCAUGCUGUAGAAUAUUAGUCUUUAUAUGUUUUUUGAAAGAUUUUUUUAUUUUUGUCCUGAUAGCUAGGUCUAAGCCAUAUUAAUUAAUUAAUUUGUCACUUUUUUUUAUUUUAUUUUAUUUCGUUUUUUCUUAAUGUUGUUUUACAUUAUCUAAACCUAAAAGUUUAUAUUGUGUUUUAAAAUUCUUUUUUUGA